AAAAGCUUCAAGACAAAACAGAACAUGUACAGAGAGAAAGAAGGGCUUGGCUUUGGUAGAUUCUUCUUUCUUUUCUUACCUCACCAUAAAAUGGUUUUCUUUGAUAAAAACAUCAAAAUCCGAAUUGUGUUCACAGCGUUCAAAGCUUUGUGUCGUCCACAAAUGAAAAAAAGGAGAAUGUUCAAAGCUAAAUAUAAUGGGAAGAUUGAUCCAACAGUCGUUCAUCCAUCCAUUGCUCUUCUGCAAGAAAGGUUCAGACAGUUGGAGAGAGCCAAGGAGAGGAGGCAGGAGAAAGAGCUCUUACGGAUGUUGCCUGAAUCAAGAGAAGCCAGUAUGCAGAGCAUGAAUACCCAGGUUCAGGCCAUUCAAACUCCACUAUUGGAGAAUUUAUGGUCCAGAGACGCUGUCACAUGCACAACUUACCAUGAUGAUAUUUCAGAUGUUGAUACUUCAUUUGUGAAAAAGUAUUACAAUGUUAGUCUACCUAGUAAUCCUGUGGUUUCCUUCCGUUUCUUCUUCACGGGGCAAUAAGAAUACGAGAAGGAAAAAGAGCUAAAGAAAAAGAAAACAGAAUAUGCAAUGUAGCUAAUGGCCAUUAUCUUAUGUAUCUUCAGAACUACAUAGUUAUCAGAAAGGCAAUUCUCUUAUCUCUUCUGAAAUGCAUUCUCAUCAUAGGUAAUGUUAUCUAAUUUGUCACCGUUCCCUUUCCUCUUCUUGAUUUUGGGAAUCAAUCGAGUUACAUCUUUGGCCUCUAACAUUGCUUCCCCGUUGUUUAUCUACUCAGAACGAACAGCACUGACCUUUCGGGCAUUUGCAGCUAAU
Messenger RNA from Rubroshorea leprosula, 822 nucleotides. The record is from the annotation of a GenBank genome assembly. NCBI's taxonomy places the organism in Eukaryota, Viridiplantae, Streptophyta, Magnoliopsida, Malvales, Dipterocarpaceae.